Molecule: messenger RNA, 1974 nt
Organism: Morchella importuna
Lineage: Eukaryota; Fungi; Ascomycota; Pezizomycetes; Pezizales; Morchellaceae
Exons: 4
Coding region: 1-1974 (657 amino acids)
Molecular function (GO): ATP hydrolysis activity; ATP binding
Source: RefSeq, a predicted model, not a curated record
AUGGCAGAAGUACCAGUAAACUCGACUUGUUUGUCUGGAGGAGUCGGGGUUGUACUCACCCGAUCUGAGAGCUGCAGUCUCGGUUUUUACUGCCCUAAUAAUACCGAAAUACAUCCACCAGAAUACUGCCCCCCAACGCCGGAAUGCCAGAUCAUACGAAUGGGAGGCUCAAGCUGUGAGCCACAAGGCCUCUACGAACCUAUAGUAUGCCCGAGUGGCAGCUACUGUCCAGAAGGCGGAAAGGAAAAGAUCAAGUGCCCUGCUGGACACUGGUGCCCGGCGGGAUCAUUUGAACCAUUGAAAUGCAAGAUUGGGACAAUUUGCCGUGAAGGGAGUUCAAAUAAAAGGCCAGUUAUUGGGUUUGGUAUUUCGGUAGCUAUUGAUAUAAUUUUGAUUAUAAUGUUGUUUGGGUUUGGAGCUUGGAAGAAAGUAACAGGUAGGGGUAUGGGGGGAAAGAGGACAAUAAAACAGGCAUGCAACGGAAGUGGGCUACCGACACAGUCGGUAACACCGGUGGCGAAAGGCUCAGAAUUGUUGAUGAGUAAAACUACGGUUGGGAAGAAUAUCGUCAGUGAUGUUAACCCGGAUAAGGUGCUACCAGUAUCGGAUAUUGAGACUAAUCAUGUCGUUGAUGUCGAGGAGCUAAUGGAAGAAACUAACGAGGAGUUGAAAAAACUCGUGGAAUCAUUUGAAAAAUGUAUCGAUGGAAACCAUGUUGGCUUAUCGUUUGAUUUCCAGGAGCUGGGACUGACCCUUAGGAACGGGCGGCAGUUGUUAGCGGAUAUUAAUGGGAGUAUUGAAAGAGGAUCGAUGUGGGGGGUUAUGGGUCCUUCUGGAGCUGGAAAAACUACCUUCAUAAAUGUUCUCAUGGGGAAGAUUGAUAAGACCUCUGGGUCUCUUUUCGUCAACGGUGUGAAAGAGGAUAUGAAAGUGUAUAAACGCAUCAUUGGCUAUGUCCCCCAAGACGACGUCGUUCUUGCAGAAUUGUCUGUUCGUCAAAACAUUCUACACAGCGCUAGAGUACGCCUCCCAUCCAGCUGGUCCGAGUCAAUGAUACAGGAUCACGUUGAUCGGAUCAUCUCGUGCCUUUCACUUACUCAUAUACAACACUCUCUCGUCGGUGAUGCAAUUCGGCCUGUGAUUUCCGGUGGACAGAGGAAACGAGUGAAUAUCGGCAUAGAACUGGCCGCAGCGCCGAUGGCGUUGUUUUGUGAUGAGCCGACAUCGGGACUCGACUCCACUGCUGCUUUGCAAGUCGUGAAGCUUCUUCAGGCAAUCAGUAAGCUUGGCGUCACAGUGGUGUCUGUGAUUCACCAACCGAGAACGGAGAUUUUUGAGUGUCUAGAUAACAUCCUCCUGAUAUCCGAUGGAAGACCGCUUUGGCAGGGUGGGAGAGCAGAUAUGAUCACAUAUUUCAAAUCCCACGGUUUUAGUUUCAAGCCUACUUUUAAUCCUGCAGAUAUCGUAAUGGACAUUAUAUCCGGCCAAGGCCACCGUCAUAGGACCCUCCCGAGAGAAAAUGAAAUUCAAUAUCUUAUUUCGGAAUGGCAGACAUCGAAGCCCUCGAAACCGCUACCAACCACUAACACGGCCGAAGAAUCAAAUGCGCUUGCAAAGACAAUUAAAAAGAGAGGCGCAUAUUGGUAUAAACAAGUAUGGUAUUGUUUCGUUCGGUCUUUGAUACAGCAGCGUCGACAAACCUCUGAGUUCUAUCUUGAAAUAUUUGUUGGUGCUAUUGCGGGUGCAUUCAUGGGCCUAGCUACAAUGCGAGAGAAGGGAUAUUUGUUUCACGGAAUCUAUAGGGAGCCCAAUGAACUUCUUAGCUCAGCUUUGCAAUAUAUCAAAAUCCCGCAAAUUGGCAUGCUUACGUGCACGGCAAUCGGUAUAGCGGGGGGUCCAGGUGGGGUGAAGGUUUUUGGCGAAGAAAGUAUAUAUUCACCUCCUUUUUGCCGCCUUGAUGCGGACUUGCGCUAA